Messenger RNA from Aphanomyces invadans, 438 nucleotides. RefSeq lists its product as hypothetical. The record is from RefSeq and is a predicted model, not a curated record. The transcript has 5 exons. Lineage: Eukaryota; Oomycota; Saprolegniomycetes; Saprolegniales; Verrucalvaceae. The coding region runs from base 1 to 438 and encodes 145 amino acids.
AUGCAGCGGGUCGAGUUGAUCAAGGAGACGCUGCUCAGCUCCAUGAAGGCUGAAAAAGAUCCGAGCGACUUGCGAGAUGCAGAGUUGACGGACGAAAUGGAUGGCGCGUGGGCGGAAGGAAAAGCUCCGAUCGCGCUCAUCACUCAGUUUCUUGGGUUUCUCGAAGACGAAGAAACCGAAUUGGCCAUGGAGUUGGCUCAAAAGAUCCUGGGGUACGAGCCCUCCAACCAACUCGUGCACAAUCUAUUCAAGGCGCUACAGCUUAAGCUUGUCGUUGACCAGCAGGAAAGCGAUGGCGAAAGCGGCGACGAGAGCAGCGACUCUUCGGGCGACGACAGCACGGAUGACCAAGAGGACGGUGACGAGAGUGAUGAAGAACACAUCAAGGCUGCCGCGACAGACGACGCAGUGUCGGAGGCGAAGGACGUCGAGUUGUAG